GGGGGUUGUCGGAGUUGAGAUAUGGCAAUGCUAUCAAGGUUAGAGACAGUUGACUCGGAUAUAUAAGUCCUUUCUUGCAGGUAGUCGGACUACUAGAGGGAUUCCUCCAAGACCCUGCCAGGAGAAACUUUGCAAACAUGUCCGUCGCCAUGCAACUGCCUGCCGGCUUUUUCCUUGAGAAUGAUGCCCCUGCCUUCUGGAUUUCGGCCCUGGGAGUAGUGUUAGUAAGUGCCUCUACUAGGACCUCCGUUGAUUCAAUUAGAUACCGUGCUAAACCUCUGUCCUUCCUCUCGGGAAAGAGCGCGUUUCGAUUCCAAUCCCUUCACCAGCGCUAUGGAAAGAUGGUCCGCUUCGCCCCGGGGCAGGUCUCCACGAAUACUGUCAAGUCGCUUCGAAACAUUUACGGAGCUGGUUUAGGGAAGAGCAACACUUUCCUCAAGACGGGCUUCUAUCGAGCUAUAUCAAGGAGGAAUCUUUUCACGGCGACUGAUCCCUACUACCAUGCCACCGUUCGCAAACUCUUCAGUCCCUCAUUGAGUCCUGGAUGUAUGCAAGCCCACGAAGGAGUCAUUAAGGGCUGCAUUGGCCGUCUGCAUGCCCUGAUGAGAAAGAGGAUGGUAGAAAGCUCCACUUUGAGCCUGAACGACCUGUAUUAUUCUCUCUCUGUCGAUAUGGUUUCGGAAGUCCUCCUAGGGAAAUCCCUUGGUUGCUUGGAAAGAGGGCGACCUCUUUUCUGGACUGAACAGCUCCCUCGUAUCUUUUAUUGGGCCACAAUUCGUGACCAGUUUGAAGGAUCUGGAGUACCGACUAUUAUCAAGUGGAUUCUUCGCCAAGUUCUUCGUAAAGGCAUUCGCUUGAGAAGUGAAGAAGCCCGGAUGCGUCUGAUUCGCGAGCAAUUGAAAGCCACCCAUACCCGGCGGGACAUUAUGGUCGAGGUUAUGGAGAGAGCCGAAUCCAGCCAGUUACCAGAGAACGAGAUUGCAGAAAAUUUCUCGGCUAUCAUGCUGGCAGGGUUCCAUACAACCUCCCACGCAAUCUGCGCUGCCAUCUGCCUGGUUUUAAACCAUCCAGAGACACAUUCUAACCUGGUUACGGAGCUGCGAACGGCAUUCAAAUCUAUAGAUGACGUUUCUCUGGAGGUUCUUCAGAAACUGCCUUGGUUGAAUUCGGUGAUCACGGAAACCCUCCGAAUCUAUCCACCUGUUCCAUUGGGAGGGCCCCGUACCUCGCCCGGAGCCUAUGUUGAUGGAACCUAUAUUCCGGCUGGCGUUGAGAUCUGUACCUCGCUCUACGCCUUGCAUCAUAACUCCGAGUAUUUCCACGAUCCGUAUAAAUUCCACCCCGAAAGAUGGAUCGAUCCCAACUCUACCGAUCGUAAAGAGGCCGUUCAGCCAUUCCUGAUCGGCAGCCGGUCUUGCAUUGCUAAAUAUUUCGCCCAACAGAUGAUGCUCCUGUCGUUGGCCUCGUUCUUUGUACAGUUUGACGGGAAAUAUGUCGGCAGGGUUAAAGACUGGACUCGUGACAGCCGAUGUUACGCUUUCUGGGAACUUCCCGAUCUGAAGGUCGACCUUCGGGAUCGAGGAGUUGCUCUGUGAUAU
Aspergillus ochraceoroseus IBT 24754 is the source of this 1598-nucleotide messenger RNA. RefSeq lists its product as uncharacterized. Lineage: Eukaryota; Fungi; Ascomycota; Eurotiomycetes; Eurotiales; Aspergillaceae. Gene Ontology annotation, molecular function: oxidoreductase activity, acting on paired donors, with incorporation or reduction of molecular oxygen; iron ion binding; monooxygenase activity. The transcript is spliced from 7 exons. The record is from RefSeq and is a predicted model, not a curated record. The coding region runs from base 138 to 1595 and encodes 485 amino acids.